AUCAACCAUCAACAUGGCUAAAGCAACCACUGUGAAAGAGGCUCUGGCCAAAUGGGAGGAGAAGUCUGGGGAGAAAGUGAGCGAGGCUACAGCCAUAAAACUGUACGGUCAGAUUCCACCCAUUGAGAAGAUGGAUGCCUCCCUCUCCACUCUCACCAAAUGCGAAAAGCUGUCCCUGUCUACAAACUGCAUUGAGAAAAUAACCAAUCUUAACGGUCUGAAGAACCUGAGGAUAUUAUCUUUAGGAAGAAAUAACAUAAAGACACUAAGUGGGCUGGAGGCCGUUGGAGAAACAUUAGAAGAGCUGUGGAUCUCUUAUAACCAGAUAGAGAAACUGAGGGGAAUCCAAUGCAUGAAGAAUCUUAAAGUUCUCUACAUGUCCAACAACCUUGUCAAAGACUGGGCAGAGUUUGUGAGGCUUGCUGACCUGCCGUGCUUAGAAGACCUGGUGUUUGUGGGAAAUCCACUGGAGGAGAAAUAUUCAGCUGAAGGUACCUGGAUGGAUGAAGCCUCUAAACGACUCCCCAGUCUGAAGAAACUGGAUGGUACCCCGAUCAUCAAACAGGAAGAGGAAGAAGGAGAUGGAGAAAACUGAAGAACUUCAGAGAUCUGCAAAAAUGAAGCCUCCAUCUCAGAGUCUUCCCUUUUUUAAACUUUUGUACGGUUUGUUGAGGUCCUUUUCGUUUUUAUAAAAUGAUCCUGUAUAGCACAGACUUUGUUUUUAAUCUAAAAGCACAACAAAUACAUACAGUGUGUUCGUGGUAGAAUUUAAAAAAAAAGUAAAAUACACCUAUAGUAUGAUAGGUGUUUUGAGUUUGGGACCAGUAAGGCUUUAAGGAGACCUUUUCAAGUGAAUGACAUUUUAAGUACGAUUCCUAAUGCUAGCAGUGUUAUGAAUUGUACAGUACGGUACUAGUGAAGGAAAAAAAGAGUAGAUUUACUAUAGGUGUGUUCCAAAUUGCAUACUACUGUACUAAAAACUAAAUAUUUUAAGUGCAUAAAGUGCAUUCAAACUGAGAAGAAUGAAAAUUGCAGUGCCGCACUCAUUCAGAGCUAAAACCAUUAAAGAAUUGAGUUUGGAAUGGUGGACACUUCCACCUCUAAAUCAACGGCACAUUUGCAGCGUAGCAGAACUUACAUCACAGACUUCUGAAAUGUCAAAAAUAGCAGCAGGGGACAGCAGUGACCAGGCUGCUAUGAAUAUUUCCCCACUGAGUAAGUUACAUACUUAUGUUUAUGUUGUUGUCAGACAGUCAGCUGUGUUUGUUUACUAAGGCAUUAAUUUUGUGGUGUGUGGUUGGUCAUAGAUGUCUGGUCAGAUUCUGAACAGUUUUGUUUGCACUCAGCCUCUAUAAAAGUAGUAGAAGAAGAACGAGGCGUAUAAUGGCUGUCAUUUCUCAGAAGUGCACAACAGUUAUGUAGGAUUGAAAAAACUAGGGCUGUCAGCAUUAAUACAUUUAUCAUGAUUAAUUAAGGUCCAUAUUUAGGAAAUUAAUUUCUCCAAUUGCAGUUAACGUCUGGCUUUAUUGUCCUUUAAGCACAUUUGUGUCAAACCAUGUCUAGCUCCUCCCUGCAGCUCUUCUGCUGUGCUGAAGUCAUCAUCUAGUGUUGCCUAGCCUUGCCUUGUCUGAGAUUCUGAGAUUACUCUAUAAAUUGCUCGACAGCCCUGAAGAACCACUACUCUUUCAGGAUCAGUCCUGCUUGCUUGCAGUAAAGUAUGCAAUUUGGAACACAGUGAAUGUGAUUUCACUGUGACUGCAGUUAAUUUACACGCACCUAUAUGUUUUCCUACAAAAGCUAUAGCACAAUGUAGCACUUACACAGCACUCAGUGUUUUACAUGCAGUCAGAAAAGUUAAAUUUUUAGUCAGUCUGACAAAAACUUUACUUUUAAAAUGCACGUAAACAUUUUAGUCCAACUGAAAUCCUACUGAAUGGGAUUUCCUGAAGUUGGACGAACUGGCUGAGGCUGAUUAAUUCUUACAUGUAGGGAUGGGAAUGAACAGUAGUUUCAGUACUUGAGUACUCACACGACCUAAUGAUCAAAACGUGCCUCUCAGAGACAAAAUAGCUUUCAGUAAUAUAUGACUCCAUGGACAGAUCUGCCCACCAGUCUGCUCUUAUACACGCACGCAGCUGUUGUUAGCUGUACUAGUGGUUUUUACUAACACUAUUAACACGCUGAAGUCUUCUCCUUCCACACAGCAUGAGCAUAUCUCCACUGAACAGUUUCAUUAGCAGCAGACUAAUCUUCUGGUAUCAUCACAAACAUAUAUAUUAACAGGCUAAUGUCUUCUAUUUGAGUUGUUUGUCCCUUGAGAGUCACCAUAGCUAUCAUGUUGUUGCUCAUAUAGUUCACAAAGUCAGAGCUGUGGCUGGAAAAGCUACACAUCUGUUUAUUUUUCUUACUUUUAUUAUUUCCUUCCAAGUAUUUUCAGUUAGACAAACUCUGAAAGUCUACACAUGUAACACCAAAUCACUAAAAAUAUUGCAGCAUAAAACAGUGAGUGCACAAAGCAUAAGCAAUGAAACAUUACUUGAGUAAUGAUGGCCACAUUGAGUACUCAAAUACAUGUACCCAUCUCGAGUGCACACCUCAGUCAGACCCAAACUGGACUAAGCCUGCUGCACAUCCUCCAUGAUGGGCUAUGACCUGGAAGUCAAACAUGAGUUAAAAUGAUGCUAAGCAUCGCAGAAGUCUUUUUAUUGUCUGCCUUCAGAUGUCAGCAUAAGCUAAAGGAAGAGGUGCUUCAUAACUGUGCCAAAAGUAAAGCAAAGGGCAUGCAGGAAAUGUACAGAGCUGUAAAAUUGUUCAUGUUUUUGCCGUCCGACAUACAACCUGUUGGCUGACUUGGAACGAGGUCCCACAGUAACUGAACGAAAGCAUGUUUGGACAUGCUUCUUUUAAUACACACAUUUUUUCCCCUGGUGUGGGCUGUAACUGUAGCUCUACUAAACCAUGCAUGUAAGCAUACUGACUGACCAAAUGUUUAGGUAAAACACCUGGCUAAGCUAUACAGACAAAACACUGUGCUCCCUCAGUAACAUCACAAUGGAAAAUAGCACAUAUUUUUUCCUAAUUGUUAACAAAAUUCAGGAAUUUGCCGAAACCAGGGUCUUUUACAAGCCUUUGACUUCUCAGGGUAGUGAGCAGGGAAACCAUUAAAACAAGUUUUCUCUACUAUCCUUCUCAUAGGGCAUAGAGGGGCCAUUUGUGGAACAAAAAAAGUUUAAAGUGAAAAAUUAAACAACCAGACAAUGUCUUAAGCUCUGUCCCACACUGUGUUUUUAGAUUUUCUUCUUGAUAUGGCACUGAGGUCAUAAAGUUUAUGUUUUAACAUGAUUGUAUUAAGUUUUAACACUAAUUUGCAAGAUCUACUAUCAUUGACCACUUUAUUAGGUAUACCCGGUACACCAGGUGAAUCUAGUGACGUGGCUUCUGAUUGUACUGUUAAGGCUGUAAAAUAUUCAUUUGAGUGUAUUGACAGUUUCUCAUUAAUUUCAGUGCAAUACAAAAAACUCAAAUAUAUGCAAGUGUAUUGUUAAUUAAAUAGUAUGUUUUACAAGUGUUGCGGGCCUUAUAUUUUAUUAAUACUAUCUUGAAAGCGGUGUUUUUUUCUAGACUCAAAUAGAGAUGAAUAAGACAAAUACACUUGCUUGGAUUUGAGUUUUUUGGGA
This is a messenger RNA of Cheilinus undulatus (humphead wrasse), 3677 nucleotides long. RefSeq names its product dynein, axonemal, light chain 1 (gene dnal1). The record is from RefSeq and is a predicted model, not a curated record. The transcript has 8 exons. Gene Ontology annotation, cellular component: cytoplasm. Gene Ontology annotation, molecular function: protein kinase binding. Lineage: Eukaryota; Metazoa; Chordata; Actinopteri; Labriformes; Labridae. The coding region runs from base 14 to 595 and encodes 193 amino acids.